Messenger RNA from Seminavis robusta, 1143 nucleotides. NCBI's taxonomy places the organism in Eukaryota, Bacillariophyta, Bacillariophyceae, Naviculales, Naviculaceae. The record is from the annotation of a GenBank genome assembly.
UCAUUAUUUUCAAAGAAAAAUGAAAUGACGUUGACCAUAAAUUCGGUUGCAACCUUUCUCUAGCUAGAGGUAAGUGUAGGAAACGGACAGUCCAGUGGAUUUAAUUGAUUUAUUUUUGCCACCCCCCUGCUUCUGUUGAUCCAAAAUGGCAAUGAGCAACUGGAUUCGGCUUCUCGUGGUUUCUCUGGCUGUUGUGGACUCUCAGGGUGGUCUGAAUGGAAACUCCCUGAGGUCAGAUGACUCAUCAAAAACAUUGCAUCAGCUGCUCACUCCUGAAGAUGAGGAACAGCUCCUCACAGUGAUUGCUGUCACAGAACAAGGCAGCCCAACUGUGGAAGACUUGCAAGAAAGCUACAAGUCGUUCCGUACCAACUAUCCUUUCCGCCCAUUCUGCGUCUUGGAAGUUCCAGGAGGAGAAGGAGGACCAGGAACCGGCAAAACUCCCCUCGACUUGGCACAAGAUGAUCCUCUGGUGACCAUUGCAACUGUCUCUCAUGAUGAGGGUGACUCGCUCUUUCAAUCCGAUUGGUUUGACCUUUGCAAUUUGCAUAAUCUGGGAGACAUGUCCACCGUCGCCAUCUCUUUGAAUGUUCCAGUAAAUGAUGUUGAAGCUUCCUUUGAUUUCUUCUUGACCAGAGCUGCCAAUGCAGACCUCACACUGCACCGUGCUAUCGUUGGAGUUGGAGUUGCGAACGUAAAUUGGAUCGAUCCCCUCAAUCAAAACUUUAUUCUUGCACCCAUUCCACCCAUUCCGAGCCCCACCCCAACUGAAGCGCCCUCCAAGAGCUUCGUCCCCAGUCAAGGUGCUUUCCAUUUUGACGGGGAGGGUGUGGCUAGGAAGUUGCAAACUACUCCAGCCCCCUCCUUAAGCUUCAAACCAAGCAGCAGCAGUGCGCCCAGCAACUCGCCAAGCAUUUCAUUUGCCCCCAGUACUUCAAUGAAACCAACAAUCUCUCGCCCGCCAAGCAGCUCACCAAGCGUCAGUUUUAAGCCCAGCCUCAGCAGUCAACCAAGCCUUUCAUCUUCCCCGACCAGCCAGCCAGAAGAAGACACUCGCUGUUUUUUGAAGAAGCUUUGGGAUUGUAUUUGGCCUUUUUAAGAAACACAACACAACAGUUACUAGUGAAAUACCACAUUUGUCCU